Molecule: messenger RNA, 1548 nt
Organism: Rhodofomes roseus
Lineage: Eukaryota; Fungi; Basidiomycota; Agaricomycetes; Polyporales; Fomitopsidaceae
Product: agmatinase
Exons: 7
Coding region: 205-1404 (399 amino acids)
Molecular function (GO): metal ion binding; agmatinase activity
Source: RefSeq, a predicted model, not a curated record
UGCGUCUUGGUUUUCCCCAUCAUAGCGCCCCGACCCCGUUCUGCUCCCGGUCAUGGGGCAGAACAUGCGCUAUCGCCAGCGUCCUUCCUGACUCAGACCACGCCUCGUUCUCUGCCGUACUCGACCCAUUUAAAAGCUCUCUCCUUCUCUCCAUUUUCCGACGUAGCUCUCUUCGUCACCCACCGACCCGACUCGGAGCACGUCAUGCAGUCCUUCACCCGUCUCUUCGCACUCGUCUCUCUGGCCGCUUGCGUCAUUGCGCACGAAGACCAUGAUCAUGACACCCAGCUGCCGCUCGACUAUGUUCGCUUCCCCUACCAGGCCGCUUACCCCGGAGACAACGAAGUGACCGCUGACUCCAUCUUCUCUGGCAUUACUACGUUCGCCAGGCUCCCCUGGGUCCAGUGUCUGGGGAAAGACAAGGACGUCUCGUUUGACGUCGCAUUCCUCGGAGCGCCUUUCGAUACCGGCACAUCUUAUCGCCCUGGUGCACGUUUUGGCCCAGCGGGCAUCCGAGCCGGUUCGCGUCGCCUCACCCUGUACGGCGGCUACAACGUCCCCUUGGAGGUCAACCCCUUCCGGUCUGGCCUGAAGAUCGUCGACUGCGGUGAUAUCCCCGUCACGCCGUACGACAACAAGUUUGCCAUCAAGCAGAUCGAGGACGGCCACAAGGCCCUUCUGCACCGUCCGGCCUUCUCUCCGCUGGGUAACGACUCGCUCACCGGCCAGCCGCUGCAGCCCCUCUCUAUUGAUGGCAAGACUCAUCCCCGCAUCAUCACUCUGGGCGGUGAUCACACUAUCGUCCUUCCUCUCUUGCGUUCGAUCUACAGUGUCUACGGCGCUAUCUCAGUCAUCCACUUCGACAGCCACCUUGACACAUGGAAGCCUCAAGUCUUCGGCGGUGCCCCCUCCGACCAGGCCGCGAUCAAUCACGGCACCUACUUCUACUGGGCGAGCCAGGAGGGCCUGAUUAAGAACGGGUCAUCAAUUCAUGGUGCCAUCCGCACCACCCUCUCUGGCCCCGCGGACUAUCUCAACGACGAUGCUGCGGGUUUCCAGCGUAUCGAGGCGCGCGAAAUAGACACCCUUGGUGUCGCUGGCAUCGUGAAAAAGAUCCGCGAGACCGUGGGUGACCUACCUGUCUACCUGUCCAUCGAUAUUGACUCCAUUGACCCCGCAUUCGCGCCCGCCACGGGCACACCUGAGACGGGUGGGUGGUCGACACGCGAGUUGCGCGAGAUCCUGAGGGGUCUGGACGGCCUCCACAUUGUGUCUGCUGACAUCGUCGAAGUCGCGCCCGCGUAUGAUACGAACGCUGAGCUUACGACCAUGGCGGCUGCCGAUGUUCUCUACGAGGUUCUGAGCGUCAUGGCGAAGACGCCCCUAGGUAAGGUCUCGGCAUAAACUUGCCGGGAUAUGUCAAAUCUUUCGACGUUGUUCUUGCUCCACGACUUCGACGGAAGUGGCCAACUUCUUGCACUGUACCGCACCAUUUCUCCGAACGAUGUUCAACGAUUUCCGAAUAUGAUCAUGAUUUUCAUACUCGUA